AUGCUUAAAAUCAUCCAAUUAGUUACUGCAUGUGUUGGGGCCAUAGUUUGCAAACUCGCGAUCUUGGAUCGUAGGAUUGUCCGAUCCUACGAUUCAGAUUUGAAGAAGGUUUUGACUGAUAAGUAUGGGAUUUUGUCUCUUGGAAAAGAUCAAGUUAAGCCGUUGCUAGAGGAAUUGGAGGUGUUGAUAUCUUUCCUCCAAAAAGUGAACAUGCAGAAGAAGGAUCUUUCAGAGGAGGUGGAACAUGUGGUAAGCCUGAUAGAUGAAGCGCAGUUUAUCAUUAACCUAUCUGUAGCCGGAGGUACUCCUGUAUGGUACUGCCAAGUUGUGUUUUUCAAUGUCAUUGAAGAAAUAAGGCUUAUCAAGGCACAUGAUCUCCUAGAGAAUUGUCAUGACAGAAUGAUAAUACUCAAUGGUGUUCAACUGCCUUUGGGGCGUAAGGUACCAGCACCAGUUAUGACUGAUGAAAUCAAGGCAAAGGAUGAUAAUGAUCUGGCUCAAGUUCGCUAUGAACGACCAGGUUGGAUCCAGAGCUAUUAUGAUAAGAAUCUGGAACUGGCCUAUCUUGAUCAACUCGAGUCACUGAAAAUAGUCUACAAUGGGAGUGGUUGUCCAUGCGGAAUCAGUUUCCCCUCGACUCUCAAGAAAUUGACUUUGUCCAACUUUCGCCUACCAUGGAAGUACAUUGAGGUCAUCAGGCAACUAUCCAAUCUGGAAGUUCUGAAAUUGCUAAGCAGGUCAUUUGAUGGGAAAAUAUGGGAAAUGGACGCUGAAGCCGAUUUUCCCAAUCUGAAAUAUCUGAAGUUAGUCAAUUUGAACCUUGCAAAGUGGAAUGCCUAUUCAGAUUGUUUUCCCUCGCUUGAGCAACUAGUUGUACACAGCUGUAGCAAUCUUGAGGAGAUCCCUUCCAGUUUUGGUGAGAGCGACACACUUCAGAUGAUUGAUAUGAAGUGGUGCUCGCGGUCUGCUGCAAAUUCUGCAGUAAAAAUUUACAAUCAACAGGUGGAAGAAUUGGGAAAUAAGGAGUUCAAGGUCUUCAAAACUGAUCGAGUAUCAUUUUGA
Messenger RNA from Oldenlandia corymbosa var. corymbosa, 1062 nucleotides. The record is from the annotation of a GenBank genome assembly. NCBI's taxonomy places the organism in Eukaryota, Viridiplantae, Streptophyta, Magnoliopsida, Gentianales, Rubiaceae.